Hippocampus comes (tiger tail seahorse) is the source of this 936-nucleotide messenger RNA. It is a transcript of the gene mrps26, whose product is annotated as mitochondrial ribosomal protein S26. The coding region runs from base 146 to 754 and encodes 202 amino acids. Gene Ontology annotation, cellular component: mitochondrial small ribosomal subunit. Lineage: Eukaryota; Metazoa; Chordata; Actinopteri; Syngnathiformes; Syngnathidae. The record is from RefSeq and is a predicted model, not a curated record. The transcript has 4 exons.
ACAAGAUGGCCGCCGCCUAUGGACGCUGAAUGUUGUUAUUCUUCAGCGUCAAUGUGACACUUUUGGACUUGUUCAACUUUUCGAUAUCGGCCGCGUCGAGCGACUAACAAGCCCGACAAACGACCUCCGGGCGGCGGCGGCGGCGAUGUUCCGAAGCGUGCGGGUCGCCCGGCUUCUGGCGCCCGGGCGGGCCGCGCUGGUGGAGGCGCAACGCGGACGAAAGUCGCGCACCGACCCGGUGGCCAAGUCCAAGCUCGGGCGAAUCAAAGUCCCUCCGCCGGUGGACCCGGUGGAGAUGGUCGUGCUGCGGGAGAGAUACUCCGACUACAAGCUCAUCAUGAGGGCGCUGCGUGUGGAGUUCAAGGAGGAGGUGCUGCGGAGGAAGUACGAGGAGGAGACGGGCUCCAUGGCGGAGGAGCGAGCGCGGCAGGAGGCCGAGGAGCACCGCAACCUCAUGGAGUUCAACCGCCAAGAGAACUUGCGCCUGCUGCAACUUCGAAUUGUGAGAAUCCAGAAAGAAACGGAAGAGGCGGAACGUCAGAAGCUGGAAGAGGCUCUCCAGCGAGAACAGCAACAGCAAGAAUUUAUCAAGCAGAAAGAGGAGGAAAUUGUGCAGUUGCAGGAGGAGGCAAAGAACUUCAUCACGUUAGAGAACUUGGACCAACGCAUCGAGGAAGCUCUGGACAACCCCAAGAAUUAUAACUUUGCCGUGGACAAGGCGGGUCGAGUUGUGAAACAGACUGUGUUGCAGUGACAAUUUGGGGACAAACGAUCGAGCUCAUCGUUGAACAUCAAACAAGAUGGACGCUUCCAGCAAUUCGGGGAUGACCCCGAAAAGCUCUUCUACGAUCGUCUCUUGACGGCUGGCUUUUAUUGUUCAUGUUCUGAUCGUCAUUUUCAAUGUCAUGCCAAUAAAUCCGUGUACACACAACUGAA